Malus domestica (apple) is the source of this 1709-nucleotide messenger RNA. RefSeq names its product 1-aminocyclopropane-1-carboxylate synthase 7. Gene Ontology annotation, biological process: amino acid metabolic process; biosynthetic process. Lineage: Eukaryota; Viridiplantae; Streptophyta; Magnoliopsida; Rosales; Rosaceae. Gene Ontology annotation, molecular function: transaminase activity; pyridoxal phosphate binding. The record is from RefSeq and is a predicted model, not a curated record.
CCUUCUUUUCCUAUAUAUAAUAGGCCUUUUGAGAGGGUUUCAUUCAAACAGCUCUCUCUUCUCUUUUCUCACUUCCCUUAGUCAUUUCAGCUUCCUCAAAAGAAAAUCCUUGCCCUCGAAAAUCAAGAUAAGCCCGAAUAUUAAUUCUGCUAGCUAGCUAGCAUCCAUGGGUAUAGAGAUUGAGCAGCAGCAGCAGCCUUCUGUUGGGCUAUCAAAAAUAGCUGUUUCUAAUACUCAUGGAGAAGACUCUCCAUACUUUGCAGGCUGGAAAGCAUAUGACGAAAACCCUUACGAUGAAUCAAGCAACCCAUCAGGAGUCAUACAGAUGGGACUGGCUGAGAAUCAAGUUUCAUUCGAGUUGGAAAAAUACUUGGAAGAGCAUUCAGAAGCCUCCAACUGGGGAGCAAAGGCAUCAAAAGGAGUGUCUGGCUUUAGAGAAAAUGCCUUGUUUCAAGAUUACCAUGGUCUUUUGUCUUUCAGAAAGGCAAUGGCAAGUUUCAUGGAACAAAUAAGAGGAGGAAGGGCCAAAUUUGACCCUGAUAGAAUAGUCCUAACUGCAGGGGCAACUGCAGCCAAUGAGCUAUUAACUUUCAUUAUAGCUGAUCCUGGUGAUGCUUUGCUUGUUCCAACCCCAUACUAUCCAGGAUUUGAUAGAGAUUUGAGGUGGAGGACUGGUGUGAAUAUUGUGCCAAUCCACUGUGGCAGCUCAAACAAUUUCCAAAUCACUCCUCAAGCUUUGGAUGCUGCAUACAAAGAGGCAGAAGCCAAGAACAUGAGAGUGAGAGGUGUACUCAUCACAAAUCCUUCCAACCCUUUAGGUGCAACAGUCCAAAGGGCAGUCCUUGAAGAGAUUCUUGAUUUUGUCACCCGGGAAAACAUCCAUCUUGUCUCUGAUGAAAUUUACUCGGGCUCUGCCUUCUCAUCCACCGAGUUCAUAAGCAUUGCAGAGAUUCUUGAAGACAGGCAGUACAAGGAUGCAGAAAGAGUCCACAUAGUUUAUAGCCUCUCUAAAGACCUAGGCCUUCCGGGUUUUCGUAUUGGCACCGUGUACUCUUACAACGACAGGGUUGUGACAACAGCAAGAAGGAUGUCUAGCUUCACCCUGAUAUCUUCUCAGACACAACAUCUCUUGGCUUCCAUGUUGUCUGAGAAGGAAUUCACUGAAAAUUACAUAAAGACAAAAGAGAGACUGAGGAAGAGAUACGACAUGAUAAUCGAGGGUUUGAAGAAAUCGGGGAUUGAGUGUUUGACAGGCAAUGCCGGGUUGUUUUGCUGGAUGAAUUUAAGUCCACUUUUGGAGAAACCAACAAGAGAAGGUGAAUUGGCUCUUUGGGACUCUAUGCUGUAUGAAGUGAAGUUAAAUAUAUCUCCUGGUUCUUCAUGCCACUGCUCUGAACCAGGCUGGUUUAGGGUUUGUUUUGCAAACAUGAGUGAGCAGACACUUGAAGUUGCUCUUAAGAGAAUACAUAAUUUUAUGGAACAAAGAGAGAGAAGCAGGAAUUAAUCUAGUUUUCUCUCUUUAAUGUUCCUUUUAGGUUUUUGAAUGGUUCUCCCAUUUUGAUUCUAAAGAGUACAAAAUCUAGUUCAUCAGGAACUGGAAUUUUGUCUCAUUACAUACACAUACUGUAGAUCAUAUUGGAUGAAACAACAUCCUUGUUUUCUUGCUUGGAAAAGCAAGUUUCACAGAAAAUCAAGUUGUAAAAGUAAUA